This is a messenger RNA of Propithecus coquereli (Coquerel's sifaka), 1080 nucleotides long. It is a transcript of the gene ENDOV, whose product is annotated as endonuclease V. NCBI's taxonomy places the organism in Eukaryota, Metazoa, Chordata, Mammalia, Primates, Indriidae. The coding region runs from base 1 to 1080 and encodes 359 amino acids. Gene Ontology annotation, biological process: DNA repair. The record is from RefSeq and is a predicted model, not a curated record. Gene Ontology annotation, cellular component: nucleolus; cytoplasm. The transcript is spliced from 10 exons. Gene Ontology annotation, molecular function: single-stranded RNA binding; RNA endonuclease activity producing 5'-phosphomonoesters, hydrolytic mechanism.
AUGGCUGAGAAGGCGGCGGGGCGGCCGCUGAAGGAAACCCUGUCGCUCUGGACACGGGAGCAAGCCCGGCUGAAGGCCCGCGUCGUAGACCGGGACACCGAGGCGUGGCAGCGGGACCCCGCCUUCUCGGGCCUGCAGAGGGUCGGGGGCGUUGACGUGUCCUUCGUGAAAGGGGACAGUGUCAGCGCCUGUGCCUCCCUUGUGGUGCUCAGCUACCCUGAGCUCAAGGUGGUGUACGAGGAGAGCCGCAUGGUCAGCCUGACGGCCCCCUACGUGUCAGGCUUCUUGGCCUUCCGAGAGGUGCCCUUCCUGGUGGAUGCCGUGCGGCGGCUGCAGGCGAAGGAGCCGGGCCUCGCGCCCCAGGUCAUUCUCGUGGAUGGAAACGGGGUGCUCCACCACCAAGGCUUCGGGGUGGCCUGUCACCUUGGCGUCCUUACGGGUCUGCCCUGCAUUGGGGUGGCCAAGAAACUUCUGCACGUGGACGGGCUGGAGAACAACACCCUGCACAAGGAGAAGAUCCAGCUCCUGCAGGCUGGAGGAGACACAUUCCCUCUGACAGGAAGCUCUGGGACCGUCCUGGGAAUGGCCCUGAGGAGCCACGACCACAGCACCAAGCCCCUCUAUAUCUCUGUGGGCCACAAGAUGGGCCUGGAGACGGCCGUGCGCCUCACCCACCGCUGCUGCAGGUUCCGGAUCCCCGAGCCCGUGCGCCAGGCCGACAUCCGCUCCCGAGAGUACAUCCGCAGGACCCUGGAGCCCCCGGGGCCGUCCACACCCAGGAGGCAGAAAGCACAGAGGCCAAAGGCCUGCCCCAAGGGAGGCUCAGGAGAGCCCACCAGUGAGGCCCGGCCUCCAGCGGACGGCAGCCAAGGCCCCGGGACAGACCUGACAGGCCCAAAGCCAGGCUCUGAGGACCAGCAGGGCAAGGCUGGCCGUCGAGUGGAGCUGGGCACCAUGAAGAUGCAAAGGCCACCAGCCACCCAACUCCGGUCUCAGGACCGUGACCACCCCCAGGGGCUGGUCUCUAGGGACUUUGGGGAACCUCCCCUCACAGCUGCAGGUGGAGCGCCCAGUCCCUGA